Teleopsis dalmanni is the source of this 890-nucleotide messenger RNA. RefSeq names its product cell wall protein DAN4-like. The record is from RefSeq and is a predicted model, not a curated record. Bases 78 to 890 code for a protein of 270 amino acids. NCBI's taxonomy places the organism in Eukaryota, Metazoa, Arthropoda, Insecta, Diptera, Diopsidae. The transcript is spliced from 2 exons.
UUUAUCAUAUUAACAAAAAGUUAACAGCUCAUCAAAAUAGUUGAACGAAUUAAAUAACAAAUAAAUUUAAUUUGAAAAUGUUUACUAAAGGAGUAAUUGCCAUUUUAAUGAUAUUUUGCGUAUUUUUACGCCUUGAAGCGCAGAAUAUAACGACAGAGGCGACCAACGUAACAGUAACAACAACAAUGCCUAGUGCCAAUGUAUCUACCAAUGCACCAACAACAAUAACUCCAAUAAUAACAACUCAAAGAACACCAACAACAGUGAACUCAUCAGUAUCGACAACACCUUCCAUAAACAUAACAACAACAGCUCAGCCUACACCUACUAUAAUAACGACUGUUAAUGCCACCAUAAUGCCUACAACUCCUGUAAUUACUACUACCGUCAAACCAGUCACAACCACAUUAUUUCCAAAUACUACAACAUUAGCUUCAAAUAUUACUACUAGUACAUUAGCACCUAAUAUCACCACUAGCACAUCAGCACCUAAUGUUACUAUUACUACAUUAGCACCUAAUAUCACCACUAUUACAGCAGCACCUAAUGUCACUAUAACAACAUUAGCUCCUAAUAGCACCAUUAGUACAGCAUUACCUAAUAUCACUAUAACUACAUUGGCUCCUAAUAACACCACCAGUACAUUAGCACCUAAUGUCACCACUACGACAUUGAGACCUAAUGUCACAACCACCACAACCACGUUAGCUCCUAAUAUCACCACAACUACAAUUGCUGCCAAUAUUUCUACGACCACUUCUGCGCCCACAUCAACAACACCAAUAGAUAAUUCUGUUAAUGAAGUAGUAGAACCAAAUGGUCCUCUGAAUCCAUUCCCUGGUAUGCCGCCAAGUCCAGGACAAUUUUUCAAUUUUUUUGUUCAUCCUUAA